Molecule: messenger RNA, 9529 nt
Organism: Hyla sarda
Lineage: Eukaryota; Metazoa; Chordata; Amphibia; Anura; Hylidae
Product: mucin-2-like
Exons: 26
Coding region: 439-9144 (2901 amino acids)
Cellular component (GO): extracellular matrix
Molecular function (GO): protein binding
Source: RefSeq, a predicted model, not a curated record
CUCUUCGAUACUUGUGCCUGUAAACGGGCUGAGGACUGUCUGUGUGCUGCAAUAUCCUCCUAUGUAUGGGCCUGUGCAGCUGCAGGUGUCAAAUUAUCUGGAUGGAGAGACGAUGUUUGCAGGAACUUUCUACACCACUGUCCCCCAUCAUUUGUGUACAGUUAUACAGUGUCUACCUGUAUUCCCACCUGCCGUUCCCUGUCUGAACCAGACCCUACAUGCAGCUUUAAAUUCCAUACAGUUGAUGGUUGUGUAUGUCCAAAUGGAACAUAUCUAGAUGAAAGAGGUUUUUGUGUGAAAAGGGAGAACUGUCCAUGCUACUAUAAGGGGUUUCCUGUGUCAGCCAAUGAACCUUUUCAUGUUGGACGACUUAUAUGCAACUGUACAAAUGGAUCAGUACGUUGUAUUGACCAAGGAAUUCUAGAGUGUCCUUAUCCCAUGAUUUACUUUGACUGUGAUAAAACUGGAGAAACAGCAAAAGGAGCAGAGUGCUCUCCAACCUGUGAUACAUCAGCUGUACAGUGUUACAGCCCACUGUGUGUAUCAGGCUGUUUAUGUCCAAAAGGCUUAAUUCUACAUGGUAACAGAACUUGUAUAAAAGAAGAAGAAUGUCCAUGUGUUCACAAUGGGAUGAAUUACAACCCAGGGGAUGUCGCUACAAUACAUUGUAACAAAUGUGUUUGUAGAAACAAGACCUGGGUGUGUGAUGUCAAAGCAGAAAAAGGAAUUUGUACGCUGUAUGGAGAAGGUCAUUACAUCACCUUUGACAAUAAACGCUACACAAUCAAUGGAGAUUGUGAAUAUACUUUGGUUCAGGAUUACUGUGAUGUUGAUCAUUUAUGGAAUGGAACAUUUAAAAUAAUCUCAGAAAACAUCCCAUGUGGGACAACAGGAACUUCUUGCUCUAAAGCUAUCAUAGUUUAUCUAGGGACCCAUAAACUUAUUCUAACAGAUGGAAGCUUAGAGGUUGUGGAAAGAUCUAGUAACAUUGAGAUUCCUUAUAAGACUCGUAGCAUGGGAUUAUUUUUAAUGAUUGAAACCAAGAUUGGACUCAUUAUAGUGUGGGACCGAAAGACCACUAUUUACAUCCAUCUAAGCACACAAUUUAAGGGGAAGGUGUGUGGCCUCUGCGGAAACUUUGAUGGAAAUGGCAACAAUGAUUUUACUACAAGGAGUCAGUGUAUUGUUGAAGAUGUAAAACUUUUUAGAGAUAGCUGGAAGGUGUCUCCUUACUGCUCUGAAGUCUAUAUAUCCAAGGAUCCAUGUAUUGUACAUCCAUACAGGAUGGCCUGGGCACAAAAAUUGUGCAACAUUAUUCUUAGCCAUGUAUUUGCACCAUGCCACAGUGAGGUUGACCCUGAGAAAUAUUAUGAGGCCUGUAUCCGAGACACAUGUGCUUGUGACAUGGGAGGUGACUGUGACUGCUUCUGUACUGCAGUGUCAGCAUAUGCCCAAGCUUGUAGUGAAGCCUGUGUGUGUGUUGAGUGGAGAUCUCCAACUAUCUGCCCAAUUUUUUGUGAUUUCUACAAUAAAGAAAGCCAGUGUGACUGGUACUAUAAGCCCUGUGGUGCUCAAUGCAUGAAGACCUGCAGGAAUCCCAAAGGUUUAUGUAUAUCUAACAUGAAAGGUUUAGAAGGAUGUUACCCCAGGUGUCCCAAAGAUAAACCUUACUUUAAUGAAGAUGAAAUGCAGUGUGUGUCCCAGUGUGGCUGUCUGGACAAAGACCAACAAUACUACAUGCUUGGAGAAAAGGUUGAAUCUUGCAACAUCUGUGAAAUCUGUGUUUGCACAGCAAAAGGAAUUGUAUGCCAUUAUAAUUCACAUGCUUGCAAUUGCGAGUAUGAAGGACAAGUGCUGAAAAUUGGUGAAGUAAUCCAUAUCUACGAUGGCUUUGGUGGCUGCAAAAAAGUGUUUUGUGGAUUAAAUGGAACAACUGAAACUCCAUGUUAUACAACAACAGAACCAAGUACAGAUUUCACACCUAUAAAGACAAGUGGUUUUACUACUAUUACUACUACAAAACCUUUAACCAAGGCUUUAAGUUCAAUGGCCAUUAAAAUAUCGAGCUCAAUAAAAAGCUCUGAAACAUCCACAACGCUUAGAAAAACAGAAAUGUCAACAGGAUCUCUGCAAUCCUCAAUAUUAACUAAAAUGAUCUCCUCCACCUCUCCUGAGAAAAGUCAGACAACUAAAUCAUCUACAGUUGGCAGUAGUGCAGUUACAUCAUUCUUGACAACAGCUUUGUCAUCCCCAAGAUUAUCAACAAUGACUACAACACCUAUCAGGACAAGCAGUUUUACUACUACUGCUGCUACUACUACCACUCCUACUACUACUACUACAACUACUACCACGCCUACUACUACAAAACCUUUUACCAAAACUUCAACUUUGAGUUCAAUGGCUGCCAAAGUAUCAAGCACAAUUAAAAGCCCUGAAACAUCCACAACUCUUGGAAAAACAGAAAGGUCAACAGGAUCUCUGCAAUCCACAAUAUUAACUAAAAUGAUCUCCUCUACCUCUUCUGGAAGAAGUCAGACAACUAAAUCAUCUACAGUUGGCAGUAGUGCAGUUACAUCAUUCUUGACAACAGCUUUGUCAUCCCCAAGAUUAUCAACAAUAACUACAACACCUAUCAGGACAAGCAGUUUUACUACUACUGCUGCUACUACUACCACUCCUACUACUACCACUCCUACUACUACUACUACUGCUGCUACUACUACUACUACUACUGCUGCUACUACUACCACUCCUACUACAACUACCACUCCUACUACUACAAAACCUUUUAUUAAAACUUCAACUUUGAGUUCAAUGGCUGCCAAAGUUUCAAGCACAAUAAAAAGCCCUGAAACAUCCACAACUCUUGGAAAAACAGAAAGGUCAACAGGAUCUCUGCAAUCCACAAUAUUAACUAAAAUGAUCUCCUCUACCUCUUCUGGAAGAAGUCAGACAACUAAAUCAUCUACAGUUGGCAGUAGUGCAGUUACAUCAUUCUUGACAACAGCUUUCUCAUCCCCAAGAUUAUCAACAAUAACUACAACACCUAUCAGGACAAGCAGUUUUACUACUACUGCUGCUACUACUACCACUCCUACUACUACUACCACUCCUACUACUACUACUGCUACUACUACCACUCCUGCUACUACUACUACCACCACUCCUACUACUACUACUACCACUCCUACUACUACAAAACCUUUUACUAAAACUUCAACUUUGAGUUCAAUGGCUGCCAAAGUAUCAAGCACAAUAAAAAGCCCUGAAACAUCCACAACUCUUGGAGAAACAGAAAGGUCAACAGGAUCUCUGCAAUCCACAAUAUUAACUAAAAUGAUCUCCUCUACCUCUUCUGGAAGAAGUCAGACAACUAAAUCAUCUACAGUUGGCAGUAGUGCAGUUACAUCAUUCUUGACAACAGCUUUCUCAUCCCCAAGAUUAUCAACAAUAACUACAACACCUAUCAGGACAAGCAGUUUUACUACUACUGCUGCUACUACUACCACUCCUACUACUACUACCACUCCUACUACUACUGCUGCUACUACUACCACUCCUGCUACUACUACUACCACCACUCCUACUACUACUACUACCACUCCUACUACUUCAAAACCUUUUACUAAAACUUCAACUUUGAGUUCAAUGGCUGCCAAAGUAUCAAGCACAAUAAAAAGCCCUGAAACAUCCACAACUCUUGGAGAAACAGAAAGGUCAACAGGAUCUCUGCAAUCCACAAUAUUAACUAAAAUGAUCUCCUCUACCUCUACUGGAAGAAGUCAGACAACUAAAUCAUCUACAGUUGGCAGUAGUGCAGUUACAUCAUUCUUGACAACAGCUUUGUCAUCCCCAAGAUUAUCAACAAUAACUACAACACCUAUCAGGACAAGCAGUUUUACUUCUACUGCUGCUACUACUACAACUCCUCCUCCUACUACUACUGCUGCUACUACUACUACCACUGCUACUACUACUACCACUCCUACUACUACUACUACCACUCCUACUACUACUACUACCACCACUCCCACUAAUACUACUACCACUCCUACUACUACAAAACCUUUUACUAAAACUUCAACUUUGAGUUCAAUGGCUGCCAAAGUAUCAAGCACAAUAAAAAGCCCUGAAACAUCCACAACUCUUGGAAAAACAGAAAGGUCAACAGGAUCUCUGCAAUCCACAAUAUUAUCAACAAAAAUAGUCUCCACCUCUAUUGGGAGUAGCCAGACAACUAAAUCAUCUACAGGUGGCAGUAGUGCAUUUUCAUCAUUCUUGACAACAGCUUUGUCAUCCCCAAGAUUAUCAACAAUAACUACAACACCUAUCAGCUCAAGCAGUUUUACUACCACUCCUGCUAGUACUACUACAACGACUACCACUCCUACUACUACUACUACUAGUACUACCACCACUCUUACUCCUACUACUACCACUCCUACUAUUACAAAACCUUUUACCAAAACUUCAACUUUGAGUUCAAUGGCUGCCAAAGUAUCAAGCACAACAAAAAGCCCUGAAACAUCCACAACGCUUGGAAAAACAGAAAGGUCAACAGGAUCUCUGCAAUCCUCAGUAUUAACUAAAAUGAUCUCCUCUACCUCUCCUGAGAAAAGUCAGACAACGAAAUCAUCUACAGUUGGCAGUAGUGCAGUUACAUCAUUCUUGACAACAGCUUUGUCAUCCCCAAGAUUAUCAACAAUAACUACAACACCUAUCAGGACAAGCAGUUUUACUACUACUGCUGCUGCUACUACUACCACUCCUACUACUACUACUACCACUCCUACUACUACUACUACUACUGCUGCUACUACUACUGCUGCUACUACUACCACUCCUACUACUACUACUACCACUCAUACUACUACUACUACUACUACUACUACCACCACUCCUACUACUACCACUCCUACUACUACAAAACCUUUUACUAAAACUUCAACUUUGAGUUCAAUGGCUGCCAAAGUAUCAAGCACAAUAAAAAGCCCUGAAACAUCCACAACUAAAUCAUCUACAGUUGGCAGUAGUGCAGUUUCAUCAUUCUUGACAACAGCUUUGUCAUCCCCAAGAUUAUCAACAAUAACUACAACACCUAUCAGGACAAGCAGUUUUACUACCACUCCUACUAGUACUAGUACAACGACUACCACUCCUAUUACUACCACUCCUCCUACUACUACUACUACCACCACUCCUACUACAACUACAACUACUACUACUACUACUACUACCACUCCUACUACUACAAAACCUUUUACCAAAACUUCAACUUUGAGUUCAAUGGCUGCCAAAGUAUCAAGCACAAUAAAAAGCCCUGAAACAUCCACAACUAAAUCUACAGUUGGCAGUAGUGCAGUUACAUCAUUCUUGACAACAGCUUUGCCAUCCCCAAGAUUAUCAACAAUAACUACAACACCUAUCAGGACAAGCAGUUUUACUACUACUGCUGCUACUACUACCACUCCUACUACUACUACCACUCCUACUACUGCUGCUGCUACUACUACCACUCCUGCUACUACUACUACUACCAUCACUCCUACUACUACUACUACCACUCCUACUACUACGAAACCUUUUACUAAAACUUCAACUUUGAGUUCAAUGGCUGCCAAAGUAUCAAGCACAAUAAAAAGCCCUGAAACAUCCACAACUCUUGGAAAAACAGAAAGGUCAACAGGAUCUCUGCAAUCCACAAUUUUAACUAAAAUGAUCUCCUCUACCUCUUCUGGAAGAAGUCAGACAACUAAAUCAUCUACAGUUGGCACUAGUGCAGUUACAUCAUUCUUGACAACAGCUUUGUCAUCCCCAAGAUUAUCAACAAUAACUACAACACCUAUCAGGACAAGCAGUUUUACUACUACUGCUGCUACUACUACCACUCCUACUACUACUACUACCACUCCUACUACUACUACUACUGCUGCUGCUGCUACUACUGCUGCUACUACUACCACUUCUGCUACUACAACUACCACUCCUACUACUACUACUACUACCACUCCUACUACUACAAGCAGUUUUACUACUACUGCUGCUACUACUACCACUCCUACUACUACUACUACCACUCCUACUACUACUACUACUACUACUGCUGCUACUACUACUGCUGCUACUACUACCACUUCUACUACUACUACUACCACCACUCCUACUACUACUACUACUACUACUACCACUCCUACUACUACAAGCAGUUUUACUACUACUGCUGCUACUACUACCACUCCUACUACUACUACUACUACUGCUGCUACUACUACUGCUGCUACUACUACCACUUCUACUACUACUACCACUCCUACUACUACUACUACUACUACUACCACCACUCCUACUACUACUACUACUACUACCACUCCUACUACUACAAGCAGUUUUACUACUACUGCUGCUACUACUACCACUCCUACUAUUACUACCACUCCUCCUACUACUACUACUACCACCACUCCUACUACUACUACUACUACUACUACUACCACUCCUACUACUACAAGCAGUUUUACUACUACUGCUGCUACUACUACCACUCCUACUACUACCACUCCUACUACUACUACUACUACUACUACUACUACUACUGCUGCUGCUACUACUACUGCUGCUACUACUACCACUUCUACUACUACUACUACUACCACUCCUACUACUACUACUACUACUACCACCACUCCUACUACUACUACUACUACUACUACUACCACUCCUACUACUACAAGCAGUUUUACUACUACUGCUGCUACUACUACCACUCCUACUAUUACUACCACUCCUCCUACUACUACUACUACUACUACUACCACCACUCCUACUACUACUACUACUACUACUACUACUACUACCACUCCUACUACUACAAAACCUUUUACUAAAACCUCAACUUUGAGUUCAAUGGCUGCCAAAGUAUCAAGCACAAUAAAAAGGCCUGAAACAUCCACAACUCUUGGAAAAACAGAAAGGUCAACAGGAUCUCUGCAAUCCACAAUAUUAUCAACAAAAAUAGUCUCCACCUCUAUUGGGAGUAGCCAGACAACUAAAUCAUCUACAGGUGGCAGUAGUGCAGUUUCAUCAUUCUUGACAACAGCUUUGUCAUCCCCAAGAUUAUCAACAAUAACUACAAAACCUAUCAGCUCAAGCAGUUUUACUACCACUCCUACUAGUACUACUACAACGACUACCACUCCUACUACUACUACUACUAAUACUACCACCACUCCUACUCCUACUACUACCACUCCUACUACUACAAAACCUUUUACCAAAACUUUAACUUUGAGUUCAAUGGCUGCCAAAGUAUCAAGCACAACAAAAAGCCCUGAAACAUCCACAACACUUGGAAAAACAGAAAGGUCAACAGGAUCUCUGCAAUCCUCAAUAUUAACUAAAAUGAUCUCCUCCACCUCUCCUGAGAAAAGUCAGACAACUAAAUCAUCUACAGUUGGCAGUAGUGCAGUUACAUCAUUCUUGACAACCACUUUGUCAUCCUCAAGAUUAUCAACAAUAACUACAACACCUAUCAGGACAAGCAGUUUAACUACUACUACUACUUCUACAAAACCUUUUACCAAGGCUUCAACUGUAAGUUUAAUGGGUACUGAAGUAUCACGCACAAUGAAAAGUCCUGAAACAACUCCUGAAAAAACACUAGUUACAGCAAUUUUUAAAACCAGUGUACCUUCUUCAGCCUUUACAACACCACAACCAUUCUCAAGUCUGCCUGUAACCUCUACUCUAUUAAGGACAAUUAUAGUUUCUGCUACAAGGAAAGGCGUAAGUGAGACUUCACCUCUUACUUCACAGCUAUCCAGUAAAACGGGAGAGGGGAUUUUUACUGGGUUUGAUAAACCUGGUAAACCAACAACUGUUAUGCCAUCCAUAUCAAAACCUAUACAGAGAACUCAAGAGCAGGAGAAAAGACCAGUUUAUUACACCAAGUGUGCUAAUUUCACAUGUAAAGAAGAUGGAAACUUUACUGUAAACAUAGUACAAUGUCCAAAGGUUGAGAAUAUUACAUGUGUGAAUGGAAAUCCACCUUUAAAGAUUUACGAUCAAGAUGGAUGCUGCUUUCACUAUGAGUGUUUAUAUUGUGUUGGGCCACAAGGAAUAAUGAAACAUCCUGGUGAGACCUGGAUUGAUGACUGUAAUUCCUGCAUGUGUUACCAAUAUAUAGAAAACGAUUUGAGUAAAGUCAAGGUUUUGUGUUUCCCUUUGAAAUGUCGACCCAUAAAUUUUCAAGUAUGUGACAAAGCAUGGCUAAUACCCUAUGUCACAUAUACAGAAGAGGAUCGUUGCUGCCCAAGUGUUAAAUGUGAAUGUGAUCCUUUCUAUUGUAAGUACCAAAACUGUUCAUUGGGCUAUGAGGCUGUUCCUACAGUAAUAAAGGGAGAUUGUUGUGCCACAAUUAAUUGCAGACCCAUGAAUGUUUGCAUAGUAGAUGGGGCUGUGUACCAGAUAGGACAUGCAAUUUCAGUAAACAGGUCAUCCUGCAUGACAUGUACAUGUUCAAAUGUCAAAGACCCCAAGACUGGCUUUAAUGCUGUUGUUUGUGAGCCUAUACUGUGCAUGAUGCGUUGCCCACUGGGCUAUGUCUAUCAAAAGUCUGACAAUGAUUGCUGUGGUACAUGCAUUCAGGCAUCUUGUAUUGUGAUAGCUACUGAUGGAUCCAGCCAUUUAUUAAAGCCUGGAGAAUCACAGUUCGUGUCAAAUGAUAACUGUACACAAUACAGUUGUAUACUCAAAGGAAAUACCUUUGUGACAGCAUUACAGACACGAGUUUGUCCUAUAACAGAUGAGGAGUGUACAUCUGGGCUGCUUGAGAAAUCUCCAGAUGGCUGCUGUAAUAUCUGUAAAGCUCCAAAAACAUGCAGGGUUCAGACGAAUGUAACUGAAAUUUCUAGUAACGGUUGUUCAGCUAACGUCAGUUUGUCAUACUGCGAAGGAUGGUGUCCAAGUGAUAAAAAAUUCUCUGUGAUGUCACAGCAAAUGGAGGGAAAAUGUGGAUGUUGCACGGAGACAGAAACCUCAAUGAUGGAAGUUGAACUAGUAUGUCCCGGGGACAAGGACAACAUUAAAAUUCCCAUGUCUUUUGCCAACAAAUGUGCUUGCUUAGCUAGAAUGUGCAUACCAUAGAGAUUGGAGGCAAAAUAUAUGUCCUAAAAAAUAUAUGACAUUCCAAGAUAAUUAAUUACUUUCUUUUAGAAAAAUGUAUAUGUAUUGUAAAAGCCGGUGCAAUAUAUAUUUCUAAUCCUUUUGUCUUUGUCUUUUUAUUGCUCUGAUAUAAUCCACAAUAGAGUAGGUAAAAUUAUCUCUGUGCUACCUGUUUGUUCAACCAUGCACACGUUUCACGUGUUCUUUCUUGCUGACAAAGUCAGGUAUAAGUGAAAAUGAAAAGAUCAUUCCUGUGUUUGCAGAACUAUAUAUGUAUAUAACACUAUACUAUGCAUUAGCAAUUAAUGAUGGGAGUAUUUGCAGAUAAACUUUUUGCAGUAUUACGCCAUCUAAAUUAUUGCUUGAA